GGUUUUUAGAAAGUCUGAAAAAACUGACUCCUCUAAAAUAGAAUUAAACUCGUAUGUAUUAAAGAAUUUAUCAACAGAAGCAGUCCAAGUGACUUUAGGUUUCGAUGCUGUUUUCAAGGGAGACGAUCCAGAUAUAGGAUCACACAUAAGGUAUCAACUAGCUUCUAUCCUGGAAAUUGAAGAAUCAAGAAUCAUAAAUCCUGUGUUAUUAUCAGAUUUCAAAGUAGUCACCUUUGUCAUGAAAUCAGAACACAGCUCUAGGGUUCUAAGUCGACUUGAAGAUCUUGUAAGAAACAAGGAACUGCGUCUAGUAGACAAAGAUGGCAAUCUGGUGGAGGUUGUUCCUCAUCUGUUCUUUGUUAAAAAUAUGCCUUUACCUUCAUUGUCUGAAAACAGAACGAAUGGUGGUACAAUUGUUUACACCCUACCGGCUUUGCUAGUCGUUAUAAGUUUCCUGAUAUGCAGCAUAAUAACCAUUCGGAAAAAGAUGAGACGAAGAAAAAAGGUUGAUGUUCAUUCUGUACCAACGGAGACGAACAGUAUCUUCACCAGACAUGCAUGAUUAAUUUACACGUUAAUAUACAACAUGAUGCAGUGUUAUACUUUGUUGAAGUUGAUAAUGGAUGAUUUAAUAUACAACUGAUAAAUGUCACUAAAAUCGUAUAAAUAUUGCACAAUAAUCUGUAAUUACUCAAAACUUGAAGACAUUGUUUCAUUAUAACCAUUCACGAUAUAAUCCGGUUUGUGUAGAGUUAUAAGAUCACUCAGUAUAUUAUGAUGAUAAUACAUUCCAAAGAGACUUAUAUCUUAAUCCUAUGUGUAACACUUUAUGAAUUGAGAGACCGUUUAGUAUUUGCACUUGUAGCUGUGUUGAUUGUUUCACGUUUGGAUCAUAUUAUAUUUAAUCAAACUACUUAAUGUGUUUG
Limulus polyphemus (Atlantic horseshoe crab) is the source of this 926-nucleotide messenger RNA. RefSeq lists its product as uncharacterized. NCBI's taxonomy places the organism in Eukaryota, Metazoa, Arthropoda, Merostomata, Xiphosura, Limulidae. The transcript has 4 exons. The record is from RefSeq and is a predicted model, not a curated record. The annotation marks the transcript as partial.